GAGACUGAUAGCAGCUUUCCAUUAACUGCUGCUCCUAUCAACAGAGAUGCCAUUGAAAACCACAAUCCUGAGGUGGACCAGCAGGAACUGGAGCAUCUCUGCAUAAAGGUGGAAAGUGAAAGAAUCUGGGUCAGCCAGGAAGGAGAGCAACUGAAUUUGAAGGAGGAGACUGAAGAUACCAGGUUUCCAUUAACUGUUGUUCAUAUAAAGAGUGAAGAUGAGGAGAAACCUCAACUUUCUUACUUUUAUCAACAACAAACAGAAGUCAGAAAUUUUCCAACCGGCACUUCAGCUGGCUAUAUAAAAGGGAAAAUUAAAGAGGAUGACUCAAAUGUGGAUUCAAUGACAAUCAACACAGGAGAGAAAGGUUUUGGUUGUGAUGCAUGUGGGACAAGAUUUUCCAUUAAGUCAGCUUUAAAUGCACAUAUGAGAAUCCACACAGCUGACAAUAUAAAAGUGAAAAAUAAAGAUAAACCUUUUGUUUGUGAUGUAUGUAGGAGAGGAUUUUCCAGAAAGUCACAUUUAACCUUACACAUGAGAAUACACUCUGGAGAGAAACCUUUUGGUUGUGAUACAUGUGGGAGAAGAUUUUCUAUCAAGUCAGCUUUAGAGAGACACAUGAAAGUCCACACAGGAGAGAAAGCCUUUGGUUGUGAUGCAUGUGGGAGAAGAUUUUCUGUCAAGUCGGCUUUAAAUACACACAUGAGAAUCCAUACAUCUGACAAUGUAAAAGUGAAAAUUAAAGAUAAACCUUUUGUUUGUGAUGCAUGUGGGAGAAGAUUUUCCAGAAAGUCACAUUUACCCUUACACAUGAGAACCCAUUCUGGAGAGAAACCUUUUGAGUGUGAUACAUGUGGGAGAAGAUUUUCCAUCAAGUCAGCUUUAAAUAGACACAUGAAAAUUCAUACAGGAGAGAAAGCUUUUGGUUGUGAUGCAUGUGGGAGAAGAUUUUCCAGAAAGCUAUAUUUAAAGAAACAUAUGAGGAGCCACACAGGAGAGAAGCCGUUUGGUUGUGAUGUAUGUAGUAACAGGUUUACAGAUAAGUCGGACUUAACUAGACACAUGAGAAUCCACACAGGUGAGAAACCUUUUGGUUGUGAUGCAUGUGGGACAAGAUUUUCCAGAAAGAUUUAUUUAAACAAACACAUGAGAAGCCACACCGGAGAGAAACCUUCUGGUGUUGAUGCAUGCCGUAAAAGAUUUACAGAGAAGUCAAAUUUAAAUAGACACAUAAGAAUCCACUCAGGAAAAAAACAUUUUGGUUGUGAUGCUUGUGGAAAAAUAUUUAUCAAAAAGUCACAUUUAAACUCACACAUAAGAACCCACACAUGAGAGAAACCCUUUGGCCGUGAUGCUUUUAGAAAAAGAAUAGACUUUUGGUCACAUCUAAAAACUACACGUGAAGCCACAUGGGAGAAACCCCAUUUGUGGAAAGUCUUUUACCACAUUCCUCACAACCAAAGUCACAUUUAAACUUAAACACGAGAAUCCACACAGAAGAGAUACUCUUUGGUUGUGAUGCUUGUGGAAAAAUAACAGGAGAAAUCCCUGUAAUUUCCCACAAAUGAAAAUUUGGGUGUGACUGUGAUAGUUAUACUGCCCAAAAAGGCAGUUAUACACCAAAUUACAAAUGCCAGAAAAGCUAAAAAUAAAACAAGAGCAAGUAUUGCACAGUUAUGGAUGGCAUGGCAUAUUUGGGUACAAAUUAGCUAUUAGGUCAAACGAAGUAAAAACAGCAGCUGAUUUACACAACAAUGUGCGAAAAAUGGCAUGAUAAAUGUAUAGACCAUGUGUCAGAGUAGCUAAAGUGUAUAGAAUUGCUCCUUAGCAUCUGUGAGACUACUGAUAGUUGGUCAAGAAAUGCAAUAUUCAUUUAAGUAGAGGGUUUACAACAGCUGGUUGACAACGAUGUAAAAUAAAUAUGCAAUAUGCAUGAUUGCACUAGCUACAUCUGGAGUUCUAAAAACCAUGUGCCUAUGGAUUUCAUCAUCUAUGAGACAAUGUAAAUUCAUGAUCAUGUGCAACCAUUAGCAUAUUAGCUCUAGUGCUCUGAGAAGGUUUCAAAUACCCGAUUCGAUCCCCGCAGACUGCUACUGUGGCUCCAUGAGCAAGACCCUUAGCCCCAGAUUGCUUUCCACGAGCUUUAAUGACUUCCCACUGUUCCCUAAAGGAAUGGAUUAAAUGCAAAAGACAAAUUUCAUUGGAAUGUAAAUGAUUAAAUUUGAUUUAUUCAUCUGCUUAUGUUUAGAGUCAUGGUCCUCCUGGAAGGUGAAACCCAGUUUUAACCCAGAGUCCAACAGGUUUUCUUCCAAGAUGGCUAUACAUUUGGCUCCAUCUAUCUUUUCAUCAAAUCUGACCAUCUUCCCUUUCCCUGCUGAAGAGAAGCACCUGGUGUUGCUACCACCAUAUUUAACAGUGAUUGUACAAACCACUCUAUAGCUUCAUAUAUGUAUCUUUUGAAUAAUGAUAUUUUUUCUGGAUUGAUUUCAUCAAGACAUUGAGUAUUGUGAUGAUCCUACAAUAUACCAUCUUUGGUAUCACUAUUACUGAUCUAUAAAAACAUUAAAAACUAAUGACACUUAGCCUGUCAGAAAGCCUAGUAGCCCACUAGGCUUAAAAAGCAGUGAGGCAACCUGUGGCAGUCAUCAGAGGACUUCUAAAGGUGGCAGCCUGGUGAGCAGAUGGAGAAGUCUGCUGUGUAGAGGGUGAUCAGAAAUUGUGCCAGCACAGUUACCUCUGGUGCUCCCAUACUGCAGACCAACCUGUCAGAGACAUGGUCCCAUGUCCUAACAUACUGCGGUCGACCAGGGAGGUAAUCCCGUAUCCAAAGGGAAAGUUGGUGGUCCAUUCUUGACUGCUCCAGCUGGUCCUUCAGGAGUCCUGGUUGGAUCAUCUUGAGAAAGCAGGAGAAAUCAAAGAAUAUGGUCCUCGUGGUGCUUGCAGGAUUCUCUAGAUGGGCCAGAACUCUGUGUAGCAGGUGUAAAUGGCAUUAUCAACCCUGAUGCCAGGCUGGUAGGCAAAACUGCAGGGGAUCCAGUGAAGGCCUCACCAGGGGGUGAAAAUGGUUGACCCUUUCAAGGGUCAUCAGGUGUGAUGUUAGUGCUGCCAGCCUGCAGCUGUUGAGGUCCCUGGGGUUUGUGGUUUUAUAUGCCACACAGGAGGUUUUCUAAAGCUGUGGUACUUUCCUCUAAGCUGACUCCGCCAGCUGUAUGUCGCUCCGCCUAGCUUCACUCACAUACAUCUGGGACAUUGCCCAUAGAGAGUGAUUU
Messenger RNA from Fundulus heteroclitus (mummichog), 3269 nucleotides. RefSeq names its product zinc finger protein OZF. Gene Ontology annotation, biological process: regulation of immune system process; regulation of cytokine production; negative regulation of transcription by RNA polymerase II. The coding region runs from base 343 to 1332 and encodes 329 amino acids. The record is from RefSeq and is a predicted model, not a curated record. The transcript is spliced from 2 exons. Lineage: Eukaryota; Metazoa; Chordata; Actinopteri; Cyprinodontiformes; Fundulidae.